Molecule: messenger RNA, 2445 nt
Organism: Uloborus diversus
Lineage: Eukaryota; Metazoa; Arthropoda; Arachnida; Araneae; Uloboridae
Product: multiple epidermal growth factor-like domains protein 6
Exons: 17
Coding region: 26-2338 (770 amino acids)
Source: RefSeq, a predicted model, not a curated record
GGAUUUGCCAUCGAUGGCAUAGAACAUGAAUCUUCUUACAGUUGUUCUGCAUGUGGUGGUGAUUGCAGCUUGUGUGAAAUUUUCUACAGCCACUUGUCAACAUGAGGUCACGUGUCCGUGCGGGACUACGGGACUGAACAUUACUUUUUGCUCCAAACAAAUGCCAGAAAGUAACGACACCUGUCAAAAAUGGGCUGACUGCAAAAGUUGUCACCCAGAAGUCGAUCACUGUAUAGAAUGUCCUGAAGGAUACACAGGUCCCACAUGUCAAGAAACCAACAAUGGCCUUCUUGUCCGUCUUAAGAGAGAUUUCAAGUUUUCCAGGUCUGGAUCAAUUUCAAGAAAAAGGGUCACACUUUCUUCUGGAAGUUCUGAAAACUGUCCCAGCCUCAAGAAUACGGGGCUGAUUGCUCUGCGAUGCACUGACGAUGGAAGCGUGAGGACGUGCCGUGGGAAAUGCAUCACAGGCUACGUCUUUAAAAGCAGGGAAGGAGAACGUGAAAUAGAGAUGACGUGUGAACAGGGAAGAUGGACACCUACACAGACCUUUCCGGUUUGUGUUUCGAGUGGCCUGUGCGAGCUGUCUCUCACUGGAGAAGGUUCUGGUUCUUAUAACUGCACCAUGGAAAUGAAUGGUAAAAAAUGUGAUGUUGUUUGUGACGGAAAGCGCCAAGGGCGGUACUUCUGCUACCCGGGCAGACAAUGGGAGCCCAGACUACCGCAUUGUGUCCAAGCCAAAGGGGAUGCAACUGUCAUAAACGCUGAUCGUAGACGAUGCCAAUGUCAAAACGGAGGCACGUGUGAUGCUUAUGGACGCUGCGUCUGCCCCUCUGGAUGGUCUGGCACUAAGUGUGAACAGUCAAACAGCCACUGCAAAUUAGUACUAACUGGACACAGUAAUGGCUCUUACGACUGCACAACUGAAAUGAACGGAACCGUAUGUGAAGUUCAGUGCGAUGGAAGGAAACGGGGGUACUUCUACUGUUACCCGGACAGUGAUUGGCAGCCCAGACUUCCCAAUUGUGUAAAGGUGAAAGAAGAUGCAGCUUCCAACCGUUUACGCUGUCAGUGCCGAAAUGGUGGCUAUUGUGACGUCGAUGGCCGAUGCGUCUGCCCUGCUGGAAGGUAUGGGACUAAGUGUGAAAAAGGAGGCCCAGCGAUCAUAGACGAUAACCUUACGCGAUGCCAGUGCCAGAAUGGUGGCAUUUGUGACAACGAUGAACGUUGCCUCUGUCCUGAUGGAUGGUCGGGGACUUACUGUGAGAAAGUGUCCUGUACGGAUCCGGGUCCAUUAGCCAAUGCUGACAGCGUGAACAUGUUCGGAGCUUCUGCUUCCUCCAGGGCAAAUUACAAACCCGGAGAGAUUGUAUACUUUUCCUGCAACCCAGGUUUCGGCUUACAGGGCUCAGCCUACAUCACUUGCCAAACGUCUGGAAGUUGGACCGAGAAGCCAACAUGCGUCCAACUGACUAGAGCUGCUACGACUACUUCACCUAGUCCUGUUGAUUCCGAUUCUGUAAGCCUGGACUGCCCUGAUCCUGGUGCCGUCGCCAAUGGUAUACGCAAGUCCUAUCCUCCGCUGAACGACCAGCAACGGGGAUACCAGCGAGGGAGUCGCGUGACCUACUCCUGCAAAGAGGGGUACCAGCUGCAAGGAGUCGAGUCCAUCUUCUGCUUGGUCGGCGGGGAAUGGUCCUCCACUAAACCCGAGUGUGACCAAGUUCCUGGAUCAGCUGAGGAGCUUGGAGAUCUGUACUGUCUUGACCCUGGAGUUGUCGAAAAUGCACAACGCGAGUCCUAUCCACCCGUGAGUGCCCGACAACGGGGAUACCUCCAGGGAACUCGCAUGACUUACACCUGCAAGGAAGGGUACCAGCUGUUGGGAGCUCAGUCCAUAUUUUGCUUGGUUGGCGGAGAAUGGUCCUCCAACAGACCCACAUGCGGUCCAAUCCCCAGAGCAGAAGAGGAAUCUGGCAUUCUCGCUUAUGACGCACAAUGUGAGUGCCAAAAUGGUGGGCAAUGUGACAACGCUGGACGAUGCAUAUGCCCUGCUGGAUGGUCAGGCACUUACUGUGAGAAAAGGGCACUCGAUGGUGGAAGUUUGUACUGUCUCGACCCUGGAGCCGUCGCCAAUGCUGAACGCACCUCAAUUCCUCCCCUGAGUGCGCGCCAAAGGGGUUUUCUUCAGGGUAGCCGUGUGACGUACACCUGCAGGGAAGGGUACCAACUGCAAGGAGACGCGUCCAUGUUUUGCCUGGCUAAUGGGGAAUGGUCCACCACAAAGCCCACAUGCGAACCAAUCCACACAGUUCAGGAAGCACACAUUCUAGCGAGCUAGUCUAAAGUGUAUUUUAAGUUGUCGAGAAUAUAUUAUUUUUAUUUUGUCUAGGACUAUCGGUGAAGUGUGAAAAGAAGAACUUGAGGAAUUUUGUAAUUCUAAAAUUG